AAACUGCGGUCGCAAGUGAAGUCGCGUUUGAAAAUACGAUAUAAACACACACAUAUAUAUAUAUAUAAAUAUAUAUAUUUUGCAUAAAUCUUGCGAGCAAAGAUUUAUAACAAGCAUACAAAAUCCGGGUUUUUUUCAAAAAAUUACAAAGACAGACAGAAAGAAAUAAUAAUCAGAAUGCGUCGUGAUAAUAAUUUAAUUCUGUUCAGCGCCCUCAUUUGGCUGCUCGUUGCGCCAGCUUGUUUGGCGGAUCUGAUGUGCUAUGUGUGCGAUGACUGCGAAAAGGUGACCAAGGAGACACCGCUGCUGGCCUGCAAUGCGGACUUCUUCAAUCAGGGCGGCAGCACCGAGGCCUCAACCGUGACCACGACCAGCACAACAACAACAAUAACAACGACAGAAUUCACCACAGACGAGGCGCCGACGAGCAGCAGCGAAUACACCCCAGCCGAGACCACCACACCCGAUAGCACCCCCAGCGAUCUGGUGACCAGCACCAUAGCAACGGAUUCGACCAGCGAAAUGGUCACGGAAAGCACGGAGAGCACAGAGGCGCCAAUGCCAACGCCGGCCACCGUGGGACCACCGGAGACGACAACCGGCGUGCCCACGCCCCCAGCCGAGGAUCUGCUGCGUCAGGUGAACACCACCCGGCUGUUGCCCAGCUCAGCUGAUGCCAACUCAGCUGCUGUCACAACAACCACAGAUCUGGCCAUCCGCCAGCGUCGUGCUCUGAUCGACACAAGCGUCAGCUAUCACUGCUAUACGGUGCAAAAGACCGUCAAUAAUACGAUGCAGACGGUUCGCGGCUGCUCGCGUGUUGAGCCGGAACAGUCCGUCUGCCAGGAGCUGCAGAUUAAGAGCAACGAAACCAAACUGGCCAAAUGUGAUCCGUGCAGCAUGAAUGCCUGCAAUGGUGCCACAUCCACGUUCCAGUCCACGCUGCUGGCGACACUCCUGUUUGCCCUGGUCGCCGCUCUCCUGCAGCGCAAUUGAAGGAGUUAACACCAGCCACGCCCCCUCCCCGCUCACCUCCAACUCCACUCGCCUUCCGUUCCAUUGUCGUCCACUCCAGCCCGGUGUUAUUUAGUACAUAUUGCUCAUUUGUUUAAGGUACACACACACACACACACACACACACGAACAGACACAAACACACACAGUCACUGAAGCGUUCUACAUGGGCGCACCUGGGGCAGGGGUUGCCUUUAUUGAAGAAAUAACACUUAUGAACUUUAGGCUACUGAAAUCGUAGCUUCAAUAUUGAAAUUUAAACAAUACCCCCCUUUCCCCCCUUAGACACACGAGCCCCUUUAUCAAAAUCCUGCCUACGCCUCUGCUCUCAUUUGUUAAGUCAUGCGAAACUUUAUGUAAUUUGUAAGCGACACACACACACACACACAAACAAACAAACAUACACACACGAAUAUCGAAAUAUAUACAUAUAUGCCUAUAUAUAACUUAAUAUGAACUAAAGCUAACCAAAUGUGAAGCAUAAGACAAUUUACUUGAUAUGUUAUAAACUAUUUAUACAUUAAACGAUUUUUCAAAAUCUUCUCCGA
Molecule: messenger RNA, 1562 nt
Organism: Drosophila novamexicana
Lineage: Eukaryota; Metazoa; Arthropoda; Insecta; Diptera; Drosophilidae
Product: flocculation protein FLO11
Exons: 3
Coding region: 178-996 (272 amino acids)
Source: RefSeq, a predicted model, not a curated record